Messenger RNA from Seminavis robusta, 1287 nucleotides. The record is from the annotation of a GenBank genome assembly. Lineage: Eukaryota; Bacillariophyta; Bacillariophyceae; Naviculales; Naviculaceae.
AUGCCAUCGAACGCCUUGCUCCAACAACGGAGCAAGGGAAAAGGUGGUCCUCCAUUUGGUGUAGCUCAGCGUCGCUUCAUUACUACAACUCGAAAUGCUAUCUCUAGUCAAGGACAAACGUUUUUUGCAUCUCAUGACUGGAUGAACAUCAAGCCAAAGAAUGGAUUCAAUACUUGCUUAGCGCAGGAUAAGUCGAACAUCCUGGGUGAAGCAAUCUACGUGAAGCCAUUGGUUGUAUGGAUUCCUCACUAUUUAAUUCCCAAUCACAUCCCUUCUUGCCCCAAUUGCGAGCGUUGUGAUGGCAUUGACGUCAACGAGGCAAAGUGGGUGAAGCAGCCAAAAGUCUUGUUUGGUUUGAGGAGUCAGCGCUAUCUUGACACCAUGAGCUACAAGUGUCAUGGUUGCAAGAAAGAGUUUUAUGGCUAUAAUGAGCGGUCAAUGGAACUGGAUGCGAACAAGCUAACUGGUCUAUUCAAUAUUCAUCUGUCACGGGGCUUUGCUGUGGAUGACGAGCUGUACAACUACGUGAUCGCUCAUUCACUUGAUAGCACGUCCACCAUCCAUCGCCGCGUUGUCCAGUUGCAUUCUGACCAAUAUCUGUCUGAAGCUAUGUACUACUAUAGGGCAGUUGACGCUGACAAGGUCAAGGCACUACCGGGUAACGUAGCUGUUGGUGAUGGCACACAGCGUACAAUUGAUUCGAUGCUCCCAAAGGCUCAGGCGAGGCCAAGCAGAGAUGAGCAGCAUUUGAGCAACCUGAUGCACAAAUGCGACGUGAUCAAGCGAAGAAUGGAGUUCAAGAUAGAACAAUACGAGGGAGAAGUCCGUUUCAGUGAUUUACUGGACAAGAAAGCAAACAGGAAUAAUAUUCAUCAGCCCUUCAAGGGGCUGGGAAAAGCGAAGCUCGAACUGUUGGUACAGAACAAUAUCUUCACUACUCGAGAUCUUUUGCUUUUCCCGGGUGGCAAUCCAGCUAUCCUCCCGCAGUGGAAGAUGAUCGUGCAAGACUACUAUGAGCAAGUGAAAGUGGAACGAGACCGUGCAAUGCAGGACUACGAGGAGGUUACGUUGGAUAUUGACAUGCUGAAGCUAGUUAUGGAGGAAGAGGAUCCAACAGCCGUACUGGCAGAAGCCGCACAGCAAGUUUCACAAGAAGCAGAACAGGUGGCUGAAACAACUGAUAAGCCCCCACCUUUCUCGCAAAUCAAUGACACCGAGAAGUACAACUGCCGGCCUCCUUCCAAGGCAACUAUCGAUCCGAGUGAAGGUUUGGACUGGUCGCGGUGA